This is a messenger RNA of Mizuhopecten yessoensis (Yesso scallop), 3362 nucleotides long. RefSeq lists its product as uncharacterized. The transcript is spliced from 2 exons. Bases 348 to 2375 code for a protein of 675 amino acids. Lineage: Eukaryota; Metazoa; Mollusca; Bivalvia; Pectinida; Pectinidae. The record is from RefSeq and is a predicted model, not a curated record.
GAGUCAGCGCGUACAGAGACAGGAUGUAAAACAUAUAUUUUACAGAAACAUUAUCUGCAUAUAUUUGUAUACAAAGGUUUGUAUGUAGAAUAUGAAACGUUAAAAGGUUUAUAGCUGAUUUAAUGCGGUGUGGAAUUCUAAUUUGAGAUGACUCUUUAUUAAUGGAAAACGCUGUGAUGAACAUAUAGUACAAAUAUCACCCCGACAGCAUCGACAGUGAUGAGAACAGUUCACUUCUUCAUUCUCUGGAUUCUUCCAGGUGUAUAACAAAUUCGUCUGACAUUCCACAUCAAACCAAGGUGAUUCAUUAGAUGAGAAAACUUCUGGAUCUGUGACAUAUAACUGAAAUGUCCGAUCAGGAUGAGCUGUACGAGAAGUCUUGGAUUCUAUAUCACAUCUUAGACAGAUUUAUAGGGAACCGUGAGAAAGUGGCUGCCUUGAGGAGACUGACAGUUAUUCAGGAUAAACUAGGACGUUUUACAGAAAAUGCACCAUGUGAAUGCGAACCGUUUACUACGGGAAGCUUGUCAGAAGGAAUACGCUUUAAGGGGUCAGAUGUAGACACUAUGUAUAUAGACAAAUAUGCGAUAGUUAUGUGUCCAGAUAAGGACAUCAGUAGUGAAAUUGACCGCACAAAUAAAUCAGUUUUGAUGAUGAGAGAGGCUGGAGGCCGACCUGGUUAUGUGCACCUGGAACUACUUCAACGGGGACAGAAAAUUCAUCCACGCUUAUGGAAAUCCCUUGUUCCAGUAGGGGAUGUAUUUUUCGUAUCAAGUGAAAUAUACAGACAAGAAUUUUCUUGUACAAUGAAUCAGCCAAAUAUGGAAAUUCAUGGCCCAGCAAUUACAAUAAAGGGGUCAGAAGUUACAAAUUUCAUAGAUUUAGAUAAGGUUAGUUCCUUUCCUUGUUAUAAUUGGCCAAGUGAAGCUAAUGAGUGGGUGGGUAGACCACGCAACUGGCCAGAUAAAGCUUUGAGAGAUCAGAUAAUAAAUGGUGGUUGUCAGCUAGUCCCGGUAGGGGAUAAAACGUCUGCUGACCCGUUCCUACAGUGGAGGAUAUCCUUCGUGAGUGCGGAAAGGAAACUCAUUCAUUCUUUAACUCAUGUCCAGUUUUUGGUAUAUGGACUUCUUAAGUACUUCCUGAAACAGAUAUCUGGAACGUUGGAACAAAUGUUAGGUGCUGCAGAUAUUCUGUCUUCCUAUAUUAUGAAAACAAUUGUAUUCUAUGCUGUAGAAAGCACAACUGAAUCCUUUUGGCAGGAAAAACAUACGUUUCUCUGUUUCAUGUUUUGUUUGAAGAUUUUAGUCAUUUGGGUAAAAGUAGGACAUUGUCCGAACUACUUCAUUAAGAACAACAAUAUGUUCCUUGGCAAAGUUCAUGGUGAAAAUCAACGGAAACUUCUGUAUUUUCUCACUUACCUCCAUCACAUGAAUUGGGGAUGUCUCUCAUUUGGAACAUUUAUACAACCAUCCAUAGGAGAGCGUAUCCGUAAUGUAAGGAAAGGAGAAUUGGAAUAUGUACUACCUCAACCAACUAAGUCAGAAUGUGGUCGUGAUAUGUAUGUUUUCCACAGAGCAUUCAUUUUAAGGUUUAGUUCUGGUAAACUUCCUUUGUUGUUGAAACUCCUUUCAGGAUCAAAGUCGGAAAUUGAUGAAUUCAUAGCCUACUUGGCAACAAUUCAAGCAAUAUCUAAUACAGGGAUGGAAACAUUCAGUGAACACAUCACCGCAAGAGGAAAUAAAGCGAAGUACAAAUAUCUCAGGAAAUGCAAAAACUUAUUGAAACCGUUUGCAACAACGCCUACAAGUCCAGGACUACUAACAUUUUACUACCAGACUGGGAAUUACAUGAAAACAUUAGAAAUGUGUGGCCACAUGAUCUCUUCAUCCAAAAUGUGUCUUGAUCGUUCAGACUUUAAUCGUGUGAAAAUGUAUGAAAAGCUUUAUUGUGGACGUGGAUACAACUUUCUGCAAAAAUGCCAGGCAUUUGUAUCAGAUAUCAUAAUACCAAAAGAAGCUCCCAAGUUCUGUCCGUCCCAUUUACACACAGAGAUUAAAAAAGCUAAACAGGGAGGUUCCAUUCGAAUCCCUCCACUCCACUACGCCGUGUUCCUGUCUUUCCUUUGUUACCAUGAACUUGGAGACACAAGGAGACGUGACAAAUCCUUGAUUGACCUUCGGUACCUGACGUCUGAAGUAAGUAGUAGGCCAAGGAAGUGGAUAGUCCACAAUCUCCUGGGGAUGUGCUAUGAAAUGGUUGGGGACGCACGUAGUGCUAUCAGGGAAUACACGGAAUCUCUUCAAAGUAAAGGACUUGAUCAACAUCAGAACGCUGCCAAGGAGAGGAUAGAACGUUUACAGCACUCACGCAUAUAAACAUUACUAAUAUAAUACUCCUACACAAAGGAUCUGAACAUAACACUUUACUAACGUUUAAGUGAUACUGAACCAGCCACACCAAGUAAACAUUAUCGCAUUUAAAACUCUGUUGGAUGUCAAGAUACUUAACAUCCGUAUUGUGAUAUAUUAAUAUCGGUGAACGUCCAGUUCCUAGAACGAUGAACGCGAUUUCCUAAGGAAUUGCAGUGGUGAGUUUGACAUUCAUCAACUCCCCUCUGUUAUUGGAAUUAAAGAAAACUAUUUAGUUCCUAGACCUGUCUUAACAUUAGUUUUGCAUUCCCACGAACAAAACGGUUCAUGAUCCUGUUAUAUUUUUAAAAAUCAGGCAACAUGACUAGGAAAUUCCACAUCCCGGGACACGUCUAGGCUUUUUGUACUGACUGUUUUUUAAUUUUUUAAUUACUGAUUAACAAUCAUUGUUUGCAGGCUACUUUAGCAAGGUGUAAUUUAAAUAUAGUCGUAGGUUGGUGACCGACUUCAGUGUUGACGAGGAAUGUAAUAGUCACCUACAGUCUGUAACAGAACUUGUUGUUUUGAUAUUAUGAGUAGUGAUUCUGUAUUGGGUAGUUAUUGGAUAACUUGAUAACUCAUACUUGUGUGUCGUAUGUUUAGGGGAUAACCCUACUGUAUUUUGAAAUUUGCGAUUGUAUAUCGUGAUUAUACUGACGCAAAUUGAGUACCGUAUAUUGGAAAACUUCGCCGCAGUUAAACUUUCGCCCCUUUCGCCUUCCAAUCUGAGGGCGAAUUUAAUAUGACGGCGAAAUUUUAAAAACAAUUACGUAUGCGACGGCACAUGUUUUGUCACUAUUUCGUCUACACUGAGGCUUAACUUAGGUACCGUAUGUUAUGCAAUUUGGGUCCAGUGUGUGUGAUGCAACCUUGUGUUUCAUAAUAAAGGACUGACAAUCUGGUUUUUUUUUUUUUAAUAUUUCAAAAAUACUUCAUUUAGUUACAAACAUUUGC